GCCAAGGUUUGUUUUCCAUGGGUGCAAAGUAUGUUUAAGUGCAUUAACCGAACGGCCCAGUUUACGAGACAUCUCCAGUCAGCAGGCAGCGGUUCCUCUCUUAACCAAUUUAGGCUGGUGUCAUCCUUGCCACUCAGAAUGACCGACCCGGCUGUGAAUAGGGUGGUUAGUGACAUAAUUCGCUCACCCGAGGACAAGCGGGUUUACAGGGGCCUGGAGUUUACCAAUGGCCUGAAGGCUAUGCUCAUCAGUGACCCAACAACAGAUAAAUCCUCUGCUGCUUUGGAUGUCCACAUAGGUUCACUAUCCGACCCUGCAAACAUCUCAGGCUUGGCUCACUUUUGUGAGCACAUGCUGUUCCUGGGAACACAGAAGUACCCCAAGGAGAAUGAAUACAGUCAGUUCCUCAGCGAACACGCAGGCAGCUCCAAUGCCUUCACCAGCGGAGAGCAUACCAACUAUUACUUCGACGUGUCCCAUGAGCACCUGCAAGGAGCACUAGAUAGGUUUGCCCAGUUCUUCCUGUGCCCACUGUUUGACGAGAGCUGCAAAGACCGGGAGGUGAAUGCUGUGGACUCUGAGCACGAGAAGAACUUGAUGAAUGAUGCCUGGAGGCUGUUUCAGCUGGAGAAGGCCACUGGCAACCCAAACCACCCCUUCAGUAAAUUUGGAACAGGUAACAAAUUGACACUUGAGACCAGACCAUCUAAAGACGGGAUCGACAUCCGUCAGGAGCUCCUGAAAUUUCACUCGACAUAUUACUCCUCUAACCUCAUGGGACUCUGUGUGUUAGGAAGAGAAUCACUAGAUGAGUUGACAUCCAUGGUGGUUAAGCUGUUUGGAGAGGUGGAAAACAAGAACGUGCCUAUCCCAGAGUUCCCUGAGCACCCCUUCCAGGAAGAGCACCUUAAACAAUUCUACAAAGUGGUUCCUAUCAAAGACAUUAGGAACCUGUACGUGACCUUCCCCAUCCCAGACCUACAGAAGUACUACAAAUCCAACCCAGGACAUUAUCUGGGACAUCUGAUUGGUCACGAAGGGCCUGGAAGUUUGUUAUCUGAGCUGAAAUCUAAAGGCUGGGUGAACACACUUGUUGGAGGGCAAAAAGAAGGAGCCAGAGGGUUCAUGUUCUUCAUCAUCAACGUGGACUUGACCGAGGAGGGCCUCUUGCACGUUGAGGACAUCAUCUUCCACAUGUUCCAGUACAUCCAGAAACUGCGCACUGAGGGGCCUCAGGAGUGGGUGUUUGAUGAAUGCAAGGAUUUAAAUAAAGUCGCCUUCCGGUUCAAGGACAAGGAGCGACCCCGUGGCUACACUUCCAAAGUGGCAGGCUUACUACAUUACUACCCUCUGGAGGAAGUUCUUGCAGCAGAGUACCUUUUGGAGGACUUCAGGCCAGAUCUGAUCGAGAUGGUGCUGGAUAAGCUGCAACCAGAACACGUCAGAGUUGCAGUCGUGUCAAAGUCAUUCGAAGGACAGACGGACAAGACAGAAGAGUGGUACGGCACACAGUACAAACAAGAGGCCAUCUCUGACGAGACCAUCAAGAAAUGGGCAAAUGCAGACCUCAACGGCAAGUUCAAAUUACCCAUGAAAAAUGAGUUCAUCCCUACAAACUUCGAGAUCUACCCUCUUGAGAAAGACUCUCCUUCAGUCCCCACUUUAAUCAAGGACACUGCUAUGAGCAAGGUGUGGUUCAAGCAGGAUGACAAGUUCUUCCUGCCGAAGGCAUGCCUGAACUUUGAGUUCUUCAGUCGCUACCUUUAUGCAGAUCCCCUGCACUGCAACAUGACCUACUUGUUACUCAGGUUACUGAAGGAUGAUUUAAAAGAGUAUACAUAUGCAGCCCGCCUGGCCGGGCUGGUGUAUGGCGUAGCCUCAGGGAUGAAUGCCAUCCUCCUGUCUGUUAAAGGCUACAAUGACAAACAGCACAUCCUGCUGAAGAAGAUCAUUGAGAAGAUGGCCACCUUUGAGAUCGAUGAGAAGCGCUUUGACAUCAUCAAGGAGGCAUACAUGAGGUCUUUAAAUAACUUCAGAGCAGAGCAGCCUCACCAGCACGCCAUGUACUACCUCCGUCUUCUCAUGACCGAGGUUGCUUGGACCAAAGAUGAACUCAGAGAGGCUCUUGAUGAUGUAACUCUCCCACGCCUCAAGGCCUUCAUACCUCAGCUAUUGUCACGGUUACAUAUUGAAGCCCUUCUCCAUGGCAACAUCACCAAGGAGUCCGCUCUUGGCAUGAUGCAAAUGGUGGAGGACACGCUCAUUGAGCACGCUCACACGAAGCCCCUCCUCCCGAGCCAGCUGAUUCGCUACAGAGAGGUGCAGGUUCCAGACGGUGGCUGGUAUGUUUACCAGCAGAGGAAUGAGGUGCACAACAAUUGCGGCAUUGAGAUCUACUACCAGACCGACAUGCAGACCACCCACGACAACAUGCUGCUGGAGCUGUUCUGUCAGAUCAUCUCUGAGCCCUGCUUCAACACACUGAGAACCAAAGAACAGCUGGGCUACAUCGUGUUCAGCGGGCCCCGGCGGGCUAACGGGGUGCAAGGCCUGCGCUUCAUCAUCCAGUCGGAGAAGGCGCCUCACUACCUGGAGAGCCGAGUGGAGGCCUUCCUCUGCACUAUGGAGAAGGCCGUGGAGGAGAUGAACGAGGAAGCCUUCCAGAAACACAUCCAGGCCCUGGCCAUCCGCCGUCUGGACAAGCCUAAGAAGCUGUCUGCUGAGUGUGCCAAGUACUGGGGAGAGAUCAUCUCCCAGCAGUAUAAUUUUGACAGAGAUAACAUUGAAGUAGCAUAUCUGAAGACUUUGACGAAAGAAAACAUAAUGAACUUCUACAGGGAACGGCUGACGGUCGAAGCCCCGAAGAGACACAAGGUGUCCGUGCACGUCCUCUCCAGAGAGAUGGACUCCUGUCCCAUCGUGGGCGAGUUCCCUGCUCAGAACGAUGUCAACCUGGCCCCCGCUCCUUCCCUGCCACAGCCCACGGUGGUUCAGGACAUGACGGAGUUCAAGAGGAGCCUGCCUCUGUUCCCCCUGGUCAAGCCCCACAUCAACUUCAUGGCUGCCAAACUGUGAGCGAGGCUGGCAGGUCGACACACGGCGGCGGCACGAGGGGGCUGGACGCCGGGGAGGGACCCCCACCCCCCGCUCUGUUUAUUCCCCACACCCAUACCCCUCCACCCCCUCCUCUCCUUCCCCCUCCUCCCCCCCAUCAGGAAGAAUUCGAUCGGACUGAGCCUGCAUGAGUGUGUGUGUUUGUUUGCGCGGGUGCAUGUGAAUGUGUGCGGCAGGCCGGAGCCACUAGAAGAGAUGCUCGGAAACAAAUUCGAAAUCACAAAAAGUUUAGCUGAGACCGUGGACGUAGCCGUGGUAACGAUAGAGGUCACCUCAUGUUAAAAGUCUCUACAAGGAGAUGCAACACUCACGCGCAUCACAAUACUGUGUAGGCUGUUGUAGAAGAACUAGAAAACAACUUUAAAAAAAACAAGACAAGGGGCCAGAUCCCUGUUAACAAGUGUACUGCAGAAGCUUCACAGUAGGAGGCGUUUUCUUUGAAUUAUUCAGACAUGCUGCUUUGAGGAAUGGAUAGCAGGUUUAUUGUGAUGAACUGGGGGCUGUAGAGGGUAAAGACAGUCGCUCCACGAAGGUCUUCUCUUUUAUUAUUCGUUGGACUGCAUCUCUCAGAGGCACCGCAGCUCUCCUGACGACGUUAUCACAAUAGAUGCACUCGCUCAAACGGAAUAUUUUAUUCAAAUUUAUGCAUUUCUAAAGCCUUAUAAUUCUGGUUUUAAUCCCUGCAUGUUUGGAAAUGUUUUUGCCUGUACACUGGUAAAAUGUUGGGACCCUUUGAGGAGCUGUUUUAAAUCACUAACCACAGAACCACGAAAAUUUUUAAACUUUUUUUUUUUUUUUAUUAUGAUUGCGUUUUACAGUAGUAUGUAAUUCAGACAUCUCAGGGGUACCUCCAUGCUGUUUUAUUUUUAUCAUUCAGUUUUAUUAGUUAUUAAAAUAAAAAACACUUUCAUUGGUUUUGUCAUUUCCACUCGUACUUUGUUCACGUCGCAAAUCUGAUCAAAUCCUGAAAACUCAAAGGAGUUGUAGAGAUAAAACAAGACUUUAUUUUUUUUUGGAAGCUCUGGGGACGUCUUUGAGACUCAGUGUCUGCAUGUGAAACUUCCUGAAGCUUGUGCCUUUCCUGGGGGGGGGGUCGUCGGUUAGUUUGUAUGAUUCAGGGCAAAAAUCCUGGAGGAUUUAAACCCCCCCUAAAUAGUUGGAUGUGCACUGGCUCUUACUGCGUAGAUGUCAAACAAAGCAGCUAGCCGCCUUCUUCUCUGAAAAACAUUUCAUGAUGAUGUCUAAAAAAACAAUGGAGGGGGGAGUUUGAGGAAAGCUCCAGUUGGGACUUUUAUUUUUCUGAAUAUAUGCACUUCUCUCACUAAAGCAAUAAACUUAAUGUGGUGGACAGGGAACAGUGAGACGUGGCUCCAGCAGAGGACUGUGUUGGCGGCCGGGGCGUUGGUGGUGAUGUCAGCGUCAUGCAAGCGUGACCUGCUCUCUCAGGUGCUAACCAGCUUCGCAGAGUUAAAACCGCUGCUGGUGGAGCUGCCAACCGCUCUGUUCAAACAGCCAAAAAUCACUGUUUUUAUUUUAUUCCCCUCCUCCCUUCUCCUCCUCCUCUCUCUACCUGCUCCAGGCCCGGCUCAUCGCUCGCUCACACGUUUAAGGGUUUCGUACAGAUAAAAGGUUAAAGGGUGUGAUUGUGCUGCAUCCAAAGCUUCUUCAAUGUUUUCCAGCAUUUUACUACGUCUCAAAAACCAUUUCAACUUUUUAGAUUUCAAACGAGGCCCCGCUUCAUUAACUGCUACUGUGUUAGAAGGCACUAUUUCCUCGUGGUCAAAACCCAAAGACAACCAGCAGCAGCAGCAGCAGAUCUUAGGUCGUCCUUCACUCCCACAGGCAGUAGCUCCACAGCGUUUGGGAGGCAGUGACCAAGCAGUUUUCACAGCAUUCUAGAAACAUUACAUAUCAGGCUUGGGCGGGCCGUGCACUGUUUACCUUGUGAAGUACUUAGUGAGUGGUUUACAUUUAGGGAAAAAAAAAAAAAAAUCAAGCUUUUUAUUUUGAAUUCUGGAUGUAUUUAGCAACACAUAAGACUGUGAUUGGCUGGUUGGGUUCAUGGGCUGGUGAAGAGUGCUGGUAUUUUGAGUUUUUUGUCUCCUGUGUGUUUCUAAUGAAUAAAACAACUGAAUAGAA
This is a messenger RNA of Stegastes partitus (bicolor damselfish), 5253 nucleotides long. RefSeq names its product insulin-degrading enzyme (gene ide). The transcript has 25 exons. NCBI's taxonomy places the organism in Eukaryota, Metazoa, Chordata, Actinopteri, Pomacentridae. Gene Ontology annotation, molecular function: metalloendopeptidase activity; metal ion binding. Gene Ontology annotation, cellular component: mitochondrion; peroxisomal matrix; cytosol. Gene Ontology annotation, biological process: hormone catabolic process; peptide catabolic process; amyloid-beta metabolic process. The record is from RefSeq and is a predicted model, not a curated record. Bases 31 to 3075 code for a protein of 1014 amino acids.